Messenger RNA from Talaromyces stipitatus ATCC 10500, 1497 nucleotides. Its product is annotated as vitamin H transporter, putative. The transcript has 4 exons. The coding region runs from base 1 to 1497 and encodes 498 amino acids. The record is from RefSeq and is a predicted model, not a curated record. Gene Ontology annotation, molecular function: transmembrane transporter activity. Lineage: Eukaryota; Fungi; Ascomycota; Eurotiomycetes; Eurotiales; Trichocomaceae. Gene Ontology annotation, cellular component: membrane. Gene Ontology annotation, biological process: transmembrane transport.
AUGGAUAUUUCAAGACAAGACAUCAAACACGAAGUGGACAACAUCAUCGAAGAUGAAUCUCCAGCCAUUUCGGUACCCGGAUACGAUCCAAGCAUCCAGCCGCAACCCGGCGAAGAGGGGAGAGCCCUUCUGAAAGUAGACCUAUACUUACUCCCUUUCAUCGUUUUAUGUUUCUGUUUCCUCCAAUUUGAUCGUACAAACCUCAGUAACGCCUUAACGGACACUUUCGCCAAAGACAUUCACAUUGGUAACCCGAAUAUCAACCUGGCUCAAACACUUUUCACUGUGGGAUUUGUCAUAACUGAGCUGCCCUUCAACAUGAUCAGCCGAUACGUCGGUGCUGAGCGUUUUCUCCCCGUAACCAUGUUUCUCUGGGGCGUUGCGACUUGGUCACAGGUUUUUGUACGGAAUGCUUCAGGAUUAUAUGCCGUUCGGUUCUUUAUCGGAGCUCUGGAGGGUGGCUAUAUACCGAGUUUCGCAUUGUACCUUUCCAAGUUCUAUACUAAUAGGGAACUUGCGCUACGAUACGCUAUAUUUUGGGCUUCUAAUAGUUUUGCGGGGAUUCUUGGGGGUCCGCUGUCCAUUGGAUUGUUGUCUUUGAGAGGACGCGGGGGACUACAUGGAUGGCAGUGGCUGUUUCUUAUCGGGCUGUUUGACAUGUUUCCUUGGAGUCGUCAUGUUCUUCUACCUUCCAAUAGUGCAUCAACCCACAAGCGAUUUUUCGGAAAAUCAUACAACAUAUUUACGGAAAGAGAAUCAUCCCUCCUCAUUACUCGCGUUAUCAAAGAUGAUCCAACAAAGGGCAUUCGAUACGGCAAACCGGUCUUACCCUCUCACAUUCUGCAAACCUUCACGGACUGGAGAUUAUACGGCCAUCUAGUGGCUGCCUUCCUGUCUAUGAUAAUGAUCUCGCCGAUGAAUACCUAUGCACCAUCGAUUAUAAAAAGUCUUGGAUUUACGAGCCUACAAGCAAAUGGCCUCAAUUCUGUAGGUAGUGCUUGUGCAUUGAUGUUUUCUGUGUCGUUGGCUUUCAGUAGUGACAAGGUUGGUGAGCGAGGCAUUCACAUCGCUAUUGGAUACUUGUGGGGAGCUGCAGGUCUGCUAUGGCUGGCACUUGCAGCCAAAGGAAUUGAUAAAUGGAUUUUAUACGGCGGUGUUGUAUGGACUCAAAUGGGUAUGGGAUCCGCACAAGCUAUAAACGCGGCGUGGCUCACAACAAAAAUGGAAGACCACCAACGACCAGUAGCUCUAGCGGCAUACGUGAUGAGUAUCCAGCUUGCAAACUUCCCUGGUAAUCAACUGUUCCGAGCGAAAGAUGCUCCACGAUAUCAUCAUGGGUUGAUUAUUGCUGCUUCUUGUGCAAUCUUUGCUGCUUUUGUUAUUCUGGUGUGGAAAUUGUUUUACCGAUUGUUUGAUGGGAAGGAUCAGGGGGUUAGGGCUAAAUCCGGUGUCAUUGAAUUCGGACACAGCCGCACGGAGGGUUCCGAUAUGGCAUGA